Messenger RNA from Molossus molossus (Pallas's mastiff bat), 774 nucleotides. RefSeq names its product C1GALT1 specific chaperone 1 like (gene C1GALT1C1L). Gene Ontology annotation, molecular function: N-acetylgalactosaminide beta-1,3-galactosyltransferase activity. NCBI's taxonomy places the organism in Eukaryota, Metazoa, Chordata, Mammalia, Chiroptera, Molossidae. The record is from RefSeq and is a predicted model, not a curated record.
AUGAUGGUAUAUCUCAUAAACUGUAUUUACUGUAUCAUCCUUGGAGAAUCCAAAAAUGAGCAUGAUCGGGCUGUACUGAAAGAGACUUGGACCAAGCCCUGGAACAAUGCAAAGCCCUAAUGUACUAAAAGCGAUAGUUUGUUUAAUAUUAAAAAGAUGACGUGGAUACAGAUGAGAAAAACUUACAACUACAUCUUUGAAAACUAUGGCAAGAACUACAUCUGGUUUUUCCUUGCACAUCCCACUACAUUUGCUGGCACUGAAAGUUUAAAGUAGCUUCUGUUUACUAGGGAAGCAUCACAUCCCUCCUAUCUGGCCAUAAUAACAUCUGGCAACUUGAAAUACAUGAAUAUGGAAAAAGGAAUUGUCUUAAGUAUAGAGUCUAUGUAAAGAGUUAGCCUUCUCAAGACUAAAAAGUGUACAGAUCUAGUAAUUUAGAAGUUAUCUAAAGACAUGCAGCUGGCAGUGUGCCUCAACUAUGCAGGAGUUCUUGCAGGUGCAGAGGAUUCUGAAGAAAGAGCUGUAUUUAAUACAAAAUCAAUGCUGAUUCAAGGGACAAUAUCUAGUAAUACUCAGCAAGUAGUAGAAAGCUGCUGUUCAGGCAUGGCUAGUACUUUCAAUGGACUAAUUCCAAAGAGAUUAGUAAUAAUGUAUGGCAGGUACCAGAUAAGAGCAUUUGAACAUUAUUCCACACUGGUUUUCUUGCCUCAGAAUGGGGCAGAACAUGAUGGAGGGCAGGUGAAUAAUAGAACAGUGCUCUCCAAGAGCACUUGA